Molecule: messenger RNA, 1092 nt
Organism: Drosophila teissieri
Lineage: Eukaryota; Metazoa; Arthropoda; Insecta; Diptera; Drosophilidae
Exons: 2
Coding region: 131-532 (133 amino acids)
Source: RefSeq, a predicted model, not a curated record
CAGGUGACACAACUCACAUAGAAUUCAAACAUUUUCCAAAUUCUUGUCGUAAUUGUCAGGCCGAAACGAAAAAUUCCCCGUUCCCCUCAUCACCAUCCCCAUCCGCCCGCGUAGUAACCCGAAAGUCGCGAUGUCCGCAAUCCUGCUGCUGGCAAUUUUCCUGGGUCUAUUCAUUCCACUGCUGCUCGCCGCAUUGGGUACUCUGAACCGAGGCAUCUCCACCGGGAGCAGUAGAAGUGGUAGCAACCAGUUGGCCCUGGUGCCGGCGGCGACAGGCGUUCAAAGAGCAGCCCGCUACGAUCCCUUGGAGCAGUCGUCGUGGCACAAAUCAAUCCGGCCGCAUAUACGCUUUUUGGCUCGCUACAUUCACGUGCCGCCGGAUUUCGAUGGCGUCGAAAUGCCCGAGGAACUGCAUCGCCACAUGCAGGUGCUGGCCAUGCUCCAGGAUCAGUUCCGGGCGGGCCACUUGCAAAGGAGCCCAGUUACCAAUUCCGGUUCCGUGACGGAUCUCGAUCUUUACCGGAAUCAAUGAAGAGGAUGCAACAGAUAGAUUGGAUAGGCAGUCAAUUUGGUUCACACUCGAGCUAAUCAUUCCCAAUUAAAUCCCAUAGUUAAGCCCCGUUCCUGGAAUUCUCUUCGCUGUUCAAUGGCUGCUUAUUAUGUUGACGAAACUGCAGAUACCCGGGGAAAAAUGAUUAGGUAAUUUAUUAAUAUCGACCGCUGGUUAAGUGAACGUUGACUGCCACGACAUCUUGCAACACAAUGUCGCGCCAUGACUUGUAUUGAAACCCAAACCCAAGCCCACACUGCUUCACUGUAGCCAAAUAAAUGGAACGCCCGUGCGCCAAGGGAAAAUCAUGAGGCUUGGCUUUCUCUGCCGUCCAAGGACCAAGGACUCGCCAGGGAGCGACGCCAGGACUCAAGUCGCAAGGAGGAAACAGGAGGAUUGACAUGUAACUGUUUGUCACACAAAAUUAGCGUCGGGCGUCGAGUGCCGACUGCUGAGUGUCGGCCACAUCAUUUAUCAAUGUAUCAAUUGUUAGGCGACAGGCGACAAUAAAAACAAAGCCACUCCAGUUGCGAGCAGGGAAA